Bursaphelenchus xylophilus (pine wood nematode) is the source of this 2822-nucleotide messenger RNA. The record is from the annotation of a GenBank genome assembly. Lineage: Eukaryota; Metazoa; Nematoda; Chromadorea; Rhabditida; Aphelenchoididae.
AUGGUAGAGAAAUCUUUUUUUUUUCUCUUUUUUAUCAGUUUGUCGGGAAAGUGGCGGAAUGUCGCGCCUUGGAAUCGCCCAUCAUCGCUUUGCGACGGCUUACCGCAGCUGGAAAUUUGGUGCGCGACUCCAACCUUCUUUCGAAGAGGCGAAACAUUUUGCUGCGACGACCCGCCACUAUUACCCUGACAAUUUUUUGACGAUGGUUUUUAGUGUUUACCUUGUCUUUUGCAUUUAAUUUCACUUCGUGUCCUUUCAGACAAAGAUGUGCGGGAUCUUCGGGUAUGUCAACUUCAUGCACCCCAAAACAAGAAAAGAGGUCGUCAAGACCCUCCUUAAUGGUCUUAGACGGAUGGAAUAUCGAGGCUACGACUCAGCAGGGAUUGCUAUUGAUAUUGGAAACGAUGCAACUAAGAGAUCAGAUGGAAUCAAAGUAUUACGGUGCAAAGGGAAGGUGGAUGAUCUUGCUGAGCACAUAAAUAGUGCGUUUUCCGGAGGUUUAUGCCUUUUCAUUUAUUUUGCUGCUAAAGUUGAUUUGUUUGGGCCGUUACAGAAGAGGCCACGGAUCUCGAUAUGUCUCAUGUCUACAAUAUCCAUGCUGGAAUCGCACAUACUCGUUGGGCCACUCAUGGACAGCCAACCGAGCUGAACAGUCAUCCUCAGAGGUCCGAUAAAAACAACAGUAAGUCAGUUUUUUGAUGAUAUAUGCGAUCUUUCGUUUAGCUUUCGUUUGUGUGCACAAUGGAAUCAUCACCAAUUAUCGCGAGCUGAAGCAUUUCUUGGCGAGGAAAGGAUUUGAAUUCGAGAGUGACACUGAUACUGAGGCCGUAGUCAAGCUGGCGAUGUAUAUUUACCAGAAAUACCCCAACCUCAACUUCAGACAGAUCGUGGAGAUCACAGUGGGCGAAUUGGUAAGUUCAAAAAUAGAUUAAAGGCUAGUCCGAUGUUGCAGGAGGGAGCGUUUGCGUUGGUGUUCAAGUCUCGUGUGUUCCCCGGUCAGAUUGUUGCCACUCGCAAAGGGUCUCCUUUGGUUUUAGGGAUUUGCUGUGAGAGUGAAGAGAAGCCUGUCACUUACCAAGUCCAGCUGAGUAAAGGUAAGGAUUCUUCGGUGCUUGAAGUUGUUGAUUUUGUAUGGUGUCAUUGUCAACAUUCCAGCCAAGGCAUCGCGUUUCGAUGAUACAUUCCGAAUGGAAAACACUCCAAAUGGGACCCCGUUGUCGGGUGGACGUUCUGCCGGGCUAAAUGAGACCGAUAGGAGUUUUAUUUUCGAUCAACAAGUUGAAUACUUCUUUGCGUCGGAUGCCAGGUUUGCUUCUCAUACAACGAAUGCCACUCUUGUUGAUGUAUAAUAAUGGGUUGUUUAAUUUCAGCGCCAUCGUAGAACAUACCAGACAAGUUUUGUAUCUGGAAGAUGAAGACAUUGCCACCGUCAAUUGUGGACAACUGAUGAUUCACAGAAUGCGAACGGCUGGGUCAUUCGCAGAGUCUGAAGUCCGGCUGGUUGAAGAACUUCACAUGGAAUUGGACGAGAUCAUGAAGGGCGAAUAUAAGACUUUCAUGCAGAAGGAGAUCUUCGAGCAACCCGAAAGUGUGGUGAAUACAAUGAGAGGUCGAGUCAGAUCAGAUGGCACCGUCAGUCUUGGUGGGAUGAAGGUAAUGUUUGAACAAUAUAAGUAGUUGUGUUAACAAAUAUUUUUGAUUACAAUUUCAGAGAUACCUCGGCAUCAUGGACCGAAAAUGCCGAUUUGUUUUCGUAGCGUGCGGAACGUCUUACAACUCCGCUGUUGCUGCUGGCCGUCUUCUGGAAGGACUCUGUGAAGUCUCGAUUGCAAUUGAAUUGGCUUCUGACUUCAUGGACAGAGAUGUUCCGAUUAGUCGAUCAGAUGUGUGCAUCUUUGUUUCUCAGUCUGGAGAGACUGCGGAUACUCUGGCUGCCCUCAGAUACUGCCAUAACAAAGGUGCCUUCUUGGUGGGGGUCACCAACACCGUGGGAUCCACAAUCAGCCGGGAGACCAAUUGCGGAAUCCAUUUAAAUGCUGGCCCGGAAAUUGGGGUUGCUUCGACGAAGGCCUACACUUCCCAGAUUUUGGCAUUGGUCAUGUUUGCCGUCUCAUUGGCACAGAGUUAUGGAAUCAAGAAGGAUCAGAGAAAAGAAAUCAUUGCAGAGCUUCUCGUGCUUCACAGUAAGUUAAAUAAAGUUGGUAGUUCUUUAUAUGUUAGCGAUCAGGAUUACUUAUCUUUUUGUCCUCAGAUUACGUCAAAGAGGUUCUCGAGACAGAUGAACAAGUGUUGAGGAUUGCCAAACAGAUCUACAAGGAGAGGUCCGUUCUUGUGAUGGGAAGAGGCUACAACUUCGCUACAUGUUUGGAGGGGGCUUUGAAGAUCAAAGAGUUGUCCUAUAUGCAUUGUGAAGGUAUAUUGAGCGGAGAGUUGAAGCAUGGGCCGUUGGCUAUGGUCGAUGAUAAGCAAUGCAUCUUGAUGAUCAUUUGCUCAGACAAUGUGUAUAAGGUAUGUAUGGCAACGCUUUUUUUAUGUAUUCUGGUCUUUAAAAAUCUAAUAUAAUGUAUUUCCAGAAGUCUUUGAAUGCCCUUCAACAAGUCCUCGCUCGUGGAGGCCGCCCAAUUGUGAUUGCUGAUGAAGACGUCGAUGAGAAAGAUCUCCAAGGAGUUCGAGAAGUGAUUUGGGUACCUAAAACCGUCGAUUGUCUCCAAACCAUCCUGACUGUCAUUCCCCUUCAACUUAUGAGCUACCAUGUCGCUGAUCUCAAUGGAUUCAAUGUUGACCGCCCGCGGAAUCUCGCAAAAUCUGUAACGGUAGAAUAG